This is a messenger RNA of Papaver somniferum (opium poppy), 1088 nucleotides long. Its product is annotated as major latex protein 149-like. The coding region runs from base 353 to 835 and encodes 160 amino acids. The record is from RefSeq and is a predicted model, not a curated record. Gene Ontology annotation, biological process: defense response. The transcript is spliced from 2 exons. Lineage: Eukaryota; Viridiplantae; Streptophyta; Magnoliopsida; Ranunculales; Papaveraceae.
UGGGCUCAUAUGUGACACUGCUUAACCACAUAAUCAACAAAUCAAUCCUUUUUUUUUCUUUUUUUUAAAAGGAAAUCAAUCAUUUAUAAAGCACUGAACUUUAUAUAUAUUGCCCACUGACAAUUUUUAGAAGUUUAUAUAUAUUUAUAAAGUGGUUUUGGUUGAAAAAGACAAUUUACAACGGGACUAUACUACUAAUACCGAAUCCCCGGCCAACCUAUCAUCAUAACAGCUAAUCCUGAACAGCUAAUCCACCUUUUACUUUUCUUAUAUAAACUCGUUCAACUGACAUGGAUUCUAUUCUUCCAUAUACUUCUGUGCAUAUUUUAGGGAACCAAUCAUCAAAUUGUUGAUGGCUCCUCUCGGUGUUUCAGGUUUAGUCGGGAAACUUUCAACUGAAUUGGAGGUCGAUUGCGAUGCUGAAAAAUAUUAUAACAUGUAUAAGCACGGAGAAGAUGUAAAAAAGGCAGUUCCUCAUCUUUGCGUUGACGUCAAAAUUAUCAGUGGAGAUCCGACCAGUUCAGGUUGUAUCAAGGAAUGGAAUGUUAACAUUGAUGGUAAGACGAUUCGCUCGGUAGAGGAAACCACACACGAUGAUGAAACGAAAACGUUACGUCACCGUGUAUUUGAAGGAGACGUGAUGAAGGAUUUCAAGAAGUUUGAUACGAUAAUGGUAGUCAAUCCAAAGCCGGAUGGAAAUGGAUGUGUUGUGACAAGGUCAAUUGAGUAUGAAAAAACCAACGAGAAUUCUCCAACUCCCUUUGAUUAUCUACAAUUCGGCCAUCAGGCCAUUGAGGACAUGAACAAGUACUUACGCGAUUCUGAAAGUAACUGAUUGAUGCCAUUUAUACAUGAACCCAUUCGGUGUUGGUGUACGUGUACCUAUGCACGUACAUAUUUUAUAUUUAUCAGUUGCAACUUGUGUGUAUUUUAUCGUUUCAGUGACUCCAAUAUUGUGUCAGUGACCCGGUGUAUGGGUGUGAUUGUGUAUGGGAGUGAUUUGAUUUCUCACGUCGAUAUAUAACAUAUAAAUAAAAUAUGUAUGUUUCUAUUGGAAUAAAUAAAGUUGGGGCAAGUCGUUUCAAAAA